Molecule: messenger RNA, 1632 nt
Organism: Stylonychia lemnae
Lineage: Eukaryota; Ciliophora; Spirotrichea; Sporadotrichida; Oxytrichidae
Source: the annotation of a GenBank genome assembly
AUGGCUGAAAAAUUUCAGACAAUUGAGAUACCCAUCACUUUAGUUGACAAAUUGAGAAGCCACAUGAAUAAACACUAUAUGGAGUUAUUUAUGGGAGUCAACAAGUAAGACAUUGAAGUUCGUGAGAAAAUUGUCAAAAUUCUACCUUUUCAGAUGGGAGAGGCUAUUAAAAUUGCCAUGGAUCUGAGGCUAAAAAAUGGCAAGAAUAUUUUGAAUGUUGGUGAAUAGAUACAAUUGUACUCCAUCAUGCACAGAGAAAUACUUGGGCUUAACUGUUCUCAAGAAUACAUCUAUCAAUAAAAAUAGAAGAUUUUAUAUGAUGGACUUUCUCGACCUCAAAUGAACAGUUAAAAUAACUAGCUUAUCUAAGCUCAAAAUAAUCAUCUUAAGAGGUAGUUAUUUGCUAGGAAACUUGCUUCGAUGAUCACAUUAGAUUAACAAUAAUCUGAGAACUAGAAAGAGGUUGAUGUACUGAGUAGAGAUCUGAUGAAUAUUUUUGAUAGAGAAGCCAAUGAUUAGAAGAAGAUUAUGGGUCAUAGUAUGCUCAGAAACAUGAAAAAUAAUACCUCUAUGGCCAAACCACCUCUAUUUAAGAAAUAGCUAUAGGUUGAAAUUCAGGAGACAGAACAAGAUAUGAUCAAUUACAAAACAAUAUUGAGUGCAUCUAGCUCAGAAUUCAGGUAAAAUAAAAGCACAUUCAAUAUCUACCAAUGCUCUCCUAUGUUUCAAAAAGCUUAAAACCUGCUUUUACAAGAUUCACCAGUCAAUAAAUCUCAUCAUAUAAAGCAUGUUGUAAGAGAUCACAGUGAAAGACAAGUCGGCCUCUCAAAAUUACUUUUCACAAGAUAUGUGACAGAGAAAAGAAAGUAAAAUACUCAGCCAAGAAAAGUAGCUAUGAAAGGUAUGUCCAUACUACAAAGAGCUCACUAGCAGGGAGGAUUAUUUAAAGUGCAAAAAGAGAAUUAAAACUUAAAUGCGAAUUCAACAAUUGAUAGAGAUAGCGUCGCUAUGAGAAGUACUAGUGCUGCUUCUCCUUACUUGAGAACUAAGGAAAGUAUAGAUGAUGUCAGUAAGUCUGUGAAUAAUUUAGAUAAGGAAAGAGGAAGAUUUUUUGUAAUAUAGGAAGAGCUAAACUCGGAUGGUACUUUUAAGAAGACAUCUAAAAUCAGGAUAACUUUAAAGAAAUCUUAAGCUUUUUCAAAUAAGAAGCCACCAACAUUAUUAACUAAUUAACUUUUAAACUCUUCAAGAGGCAAAUCAGCCUAGCAUUCUAUAGAUUUUUUCAAUCCUAAACUCAAUCUCUUGAUCUAUGAUGAAAAGGAAAAAGAGAAGCUUGUUCAUGAUUAAGAUUUAUUAAAAUUGAACGAGAAGGGGUAUAGAGAAAAAGGUAAAUAAAUCAUACAGGAACUAGAAAAUAUAUCUCAUCCAGUCCUCGCAAGAAUGAACAAAUCUUUAAAAUCAAGAUUAGUUGAGGAAUUCAAACUAGAUUAGGCAGAUAAAGAAGAUCAAAAAAUAGUAAAUGAUCUCAAAGGUAAAAAGCUCUACUUACAUGAAAAAAGAGAUGAAUCUUAUUAAAAAGAUAAAAAAUAGAGAAUCAUAAAGCUCAAAAAAAUAAUGAAAAACCUCUAAUGA